Molecule: messenger RNA, 2043 nt
Organism: Cyclocybe aegerita
Lineage: Eukaryota; Fungi; Basidiomycota; Agaricomycetes; Agaricales; Hemipholiotaceae
Source: the annotation of a GenBank genome assembly
AUGCCUCUGCCCUCGAAUCACGCCAGCAUCGUCUCGCCUACGCCCUCGCUGCUGGAAACCAAUGGGGUCCCAUUGCCUGCCGACCGAACGAGGAUUAAAGCUGCAAUUCAAGCUGCAGAAGAGCAGCUGAAGGCCUUCACCAAAGAAGACCUUGUCCGUGUCUUGGUUGAAGAAUUGCUAACCGGAGGCGAAUAUUGGACGCUGUUGCGAAUAUCGUAUCUCAACGACUUUGUGCGGAAACACAAGGCACUGCUGUCGCCGGUGAGGAACCUGCCACCAGAGCUCCUUGGCGAGAUCUUUCGUUUCGUCGUCCUACCACGCCGAUUUCAUACAAGCUCGUCCGUCGCCUUACCUAAGGAGCCAGCUCAUAACAUCGCGUACGCUAUUACUCAAACGUGCAAGUAUUGGCGAGAUGUCGCUCUCUCCAUUCCACAGUUAUGGACGUCAAUCCCACCCUUGCAAUACCCAUACCCAUACUUCCACCGCCGAUUGUCGUUCAUGCGCCUCUUCCUCGAGCGGUCCAAAGACCUGCCGAUCCAUGUCAUCAUCUCAAUGGUUCACUGGCCCUUCCUCAACACUCUUGAAGCCGAAGACAGUCUUCCCGACUUCUCUCGUCUCCCCUCCUUCAACCUCCUCUUCUCCCAAGCCCACCGGUGGGGCACCGCCGUUGUACACCUCGACCGGCGGAUCUACGAGACCCUCCCCUCCUUCGACUUCCCACAGCUUACCCACCUCAACCUACGCGUGAACGAAGAGAGCUUCCCCGCGUCGCUCCUCGACUGCCCGAACCACGUCUUCCAGCGCACGCCCUUGCUCAAGCACAUCGUACUCGACAACGUCCAGAAGCACCCGCACAUGGGGCAGCUCCUCCACAACGUCGAGUCCUACGCUGGCCUCCCAAUCGCGCUGGACUACUUCGCGUUCAUGUACAAGAACCUGAGGCGCUGUGAGCUCCGCGGCCCGGUGUCGAUCAUGUACUACAGCGACUUCGUCAUCCCGUUCCCGAAGCUGGAGUAUCUGAGGGUCGCGAGCACGAAUUAUAGGGAGCUGAGCGGGGCGUGGUCGUUUGGGCGGAACCCGGAGGAGACGCCGUUCAGGUACAUCAAGGCGCCGAAGCUGAAGGAGCUCGAGAUCGAGGCGCACCCGGUCCACCCGACGGCCUCGUUGAUCGUGAAGGACCUGCUUGCGGUGACGUUGAGGAAGACGACCCAGCUCCGUGCGCUGACGUUCCAUGUGGUGGGGUGGACGGAAGAGGAGUUCCACAGGCUCCUUGCGGCUACGCCGUUCCUUGAGCGGUUGGACAUUUGGGAUACACCAGCGACGUACUUGAAGCGGCUCGUGUUCGACGCGUCGGAAGGCGCCCCUGGAGCACUUGUCCCGCGUCUGCGCUCCCUCGUCAUUCGCGGGUUCUCCGACACCGACUUUGCCACCCUCGAGCGCCUACGCGACUCUCGCCACCUCGCCGAUCCGUCAGUCAAGAACCUCCACCGUGAGCUUAGUAUCACGCUGACCUACCGGACCGUGAAGAAGUUCAUGAAGGCGCAGAACAUCAUCGAGGGUUGGACAGAGGUCGAGCCGGGGAACCAUAUGAAGGGUUCAGAGUGUACAAUGGUGCUUGGGUGGAGCUCACAUCUGGUGAAGAGCUUCUUCCGCUGGCCCGUUCCUAACCCAGCGGAUAAGAAGUUCGGUGUUGCUUGCUCGGCGAUACAGGCUACUGGGAAAGGACUUCGACGCUUGAGGGCAUCUAACUGGGAUAUGUCAAAACUAAGCCACUUCCUCAGCAUCGUCGAGACCCACGAGUUCGGAAAUCCAGAACUUCUCGAGCCGCUCAUCAAAAUUCCAUCUGCUCAGUCGACUAGGAUCCUUAGAAUCAUGGAGGUGAUCCGCGACAUGUCGCCUGCCGCGCUCAUGCGAGACGAGGUGUACCUGUUCCGCUAUCGCGCGGCGGCUCUGGUGGAGAAGUGGACGCCGCUCGUAGAGGAGAGUAGGAAGUGCCGGAGGUGGAAGUUGUCGGAUGAUUGCAAGUCGUUGAGGUUGGCGUAG